AUGGCUACCAUUGCAUCGCCAAUCUAUUGGGGACUAGAUCCUCUCUUUUCAGCUCAUAUCAAAUUAUUGAUUCGAGAUGUCGACCAUUUAUUGGCUGUCAAAGAUUUCACCAACGUCUACCUCUAUCACGACCACAUUAUUUACAAAGUGGAAAUCAUGGGAGAUGUUGUCAGCGUAGUCAAGAAAAAUAAAUUGGACGAAAUUGUACUGGAUGAUGGUACCGGCAGAAUUUCUUGCACGCUGUGGAAAGAUCGAGAUAAAAUCCGAGACUGCAAAUUAGGUGAUUUAGUCACUAUUAUGGGCAGAGUGACUGAAGGCUACCGUGAUAGCGGUAAAAGAAUUGUUGUCCAACGCCUGGUUAAUGAUACGUUACGCCCUAAUAUCGAGUAUAAAAGAUGGAAGGAUAUCAUUCAACUCCAUCAACGAGUUUAUACAUGCAAUGCAUCUAUAACGCUACCACUGGGCAAGAAGCAAUCUUGCCAGCAAUGGACUGAUACUCAAAGAGACACCCUCAUUCAAGAUGUGAUACGCAAGCAAUUACAAACAACUGGCAACCAUUCAUUUCUUUAUCAGGAGAUGUUGGCCCAUACAAUACAAACAUGCCAAACUCCAAACAAUCCUGCCCAAGAUAUACAAGCAUCGUUCGAUAAAGUAUUAAAAAUCAUGGUACUCCACGGUGAAUUGUUAAUGAAAGACUUCGAUGGCAAUUGCUUUCAACUUAUCAAUCCUAGCGGUGAUCUUGCUCAAUUGAUAUUGGAAAUUAUGCAAGAAAAAACAACCGUUGAACUACAACAACUAUGCUAUCUUCUUCGAUCUACCCUAACGUAUGCACAUCUACGUAAAGAUACCGUCAUCAAGGCAUUAACCUAUUUAGAAGAACAAAGCUUUAUUUAUAGCCCUCAAUCCAAUGUGUACAAGUACAUUUUCGGUAAAGCCAAAUAG
Messenger RNA from Trichoplax adhaerens, 942 nucleotides. RefSeq lists its product as uncharacterized. The transcript has a single exon. Bases 1 to 942 code for a protein of 313 amino acids. Lineage: Eukaryota; Metazoa; Placozoa; Uniplacotomia; Trichoplacea; Trichoplacidae. Gene Ontology annotation, biological process: double-strand break repair via homologous recombination; nucleotide-excision repair; DNA replication. Gene Ontology annotation, cellular component: chromosome, telomeric region; site of double-strand break; DNA replication factor A complex. Gene Ontology annotation, molecular function: nucleic acid binding. The record is from RefSeq and is a predicted model, not a curated record.